Messenger RNA from Symbiodinium sp. CCMP2592, 639 nucleotides. The record is from the annotation of a GenBank genome assembly. Lineage: Eukaryota; Dinophyceae; Suessiales; Symbiodiniaceae.
AUGGCGGCCGAGAAGACAAAAGCCGCGGGUGUGAACGAGAUCACCACCGAAGCUGCCUUCCGAGAAGCUAUCGCGGGCCAUGCCGUGGUUUUGGUGUACUUCAGCUAUGGCCCAAGAACAGCGGAGUUGCCGUUCUCACUCGGUGAUGAGUUUGACCCGCAAUUUCAAGAAUUCGGCGAGUCAGAGGAAGUGAUUCCCCAGUUAUGCAGAGUAACCCAUGCCGAUGCGACACGGGAAGUGUUCGAAAGCGCGGGAAUUAGCAGCACGGAUGGUGGCAGCUUAACUCUCUACAAAGAUGGCACCCAGCUUGCGAAUGUCUCACUGAAGACUUUGCAUGAAAGUGAGGAGCUUGAAGAAGAAAUUGCUCGGUGGCUUUCCGGAUCCUAUCCGACGGAGCCUCAAACUCCGGAAGCCGCCGAUGCCGUCCCUCCUCAACCGCGGAUACUUUUGAAGAAGCACAAAGGCAAGACUCGGCUAAGCUCUGGUCAACUGGAUACCUUGCUCGACUCCUUCGUGGAAGAAACGUCAACAGCUGGCGAUAUUGAAGCGAGCGAGUUCGUAGAGUGGGCAUGGAGCUGCCUGUCAGAACUGGUACAGCCAGCCUCCGUCCCGACAGAAACUCAUUCGUGUUUGCCCUAG